Messenger RNA from Peronospora farinosa, 2511 nucleotides. NCBI's taxonomy places the organism in Eukaryota, Oomycota, Peronosporomycetes, Peronosporales, Peronosporaceae. The record is from the annotation of a GenBank genome assembly.
AUGAGUGGAACACACGAGAGCGAGCGGCUGCACUCGACGGUGCGGCUUAACCAGUUUACUCUGCAAUUUGAAGACCUCGUGCUAGAGAAGACAUACCAAGCGGAGCUUCACCCACGCAAGAAAGCGUUGUGGCUGCGCUCGCUGCUGCCAGCUGCAGCCUCUCAAAUUUUAUUCGCAUUGGCCGAUGGUCUCGAUUUUCCUAUUGAAAAUUUGCUGCUUACUGUCCCAACUCGAGUUUUUCUUGCAAUGCUCCAAGUUGCAAUGUGGCUGCUAGUUCGCUGGGAUCUGGUACAAGUGAAGGAACAGACAAUAUUAAUGGUAUCAGUAGCUAGUGGUUUUCCCACGUUGUUACUGUAUACUUUGCAACGAACCUGUCUUUGUCAAUGGGAUGCGUUAUUUGUGACGUUUGGACUGUCAUUCUAUACAAUUCCCAAGGUGACACCAUUGGGUUAUGUGUCAUCUUUUUACGGCAGUUGGGCGACGACUGCAUUGUAUACUAUGCUCACAUUUGUGAUUCGACCUUCACCAAGACAAGGAGAAAGUGUACUGGGUAUUUUCUUCUUAGUGCCCAUGGUCUGGGUCUUCAACACUAUUGCUUACUAUUCCGAGUGCAAUUCUCGGGAACGGUUCGCUUUGCGUCGACGUUUACACCGUGAAAGUAUUACUUUAGCGGUCGCGUGUACGUCUGCAAGAGGUGAAGCUAUGCAACAAGGUGGAGAGGACGAUGGGGGAUGGCUCUUGUUGCAUACUGUGUCUCUGCGUGGAAUGUUAGCCGCCAAUACCGAUAGUACUGCGUCUUUUAUCGUCGCUGUGAUACUAUGGGGAGCUUUUACGCUAGGUAGUUGGACAUCGCUCCCCGACACGUUAAAAUUUGUUGAUGAGGCCACUGGUUGGGCGUGGUUUAGUCACUGUGCGGGUGUGACGGUGUUUCUUCUGGUGAUGACAAGGCGGCUUCGGUGGCUGCUGGUGGUGCCAGUUUUUGGUGCGUUCUUGUUGUGGGUAAUGUCGCUGGCUAUGCCGGCAUCCUGGAUUAUUAUCUCGGCUCAUAGUAUGGGAUACGGUCUGUUGCUGGCUUCCGUGGUUAUUGCCAUGGGCGUAUUUGGCUGGUUCGUAUGUGCAUGGAAAGAGCUUGUGUCUUUCCUGACACGAUCUUGCUUCUUGUAUCCUCAACUUCAGGCUGGUAUGGAAAGGGAAUAUCCGCUGCUUGUGCGGAUUGUAUCCGAGCACACGGCUGGAUUUGAUCCUGAAAUUUUGUCGGCACGGGUCCCGACAAUGAUUGCAAUUAAUUCAAUGGGCAAGCAAGCAUCGGAAACUACUGUAAUUUCGUCACAAAGAGUGGAACAGAAAGAACCCACGCGAAGUGCUCUAAAUAUGAAGCAGCAAAAAGUAAAAACGGAAAACAUGCAACUCCAGAAAGCAAGUGAGAAUCAAAAUCCAUCUACGGCUAGCAAAUGCCAGGGACCUAACUCUGUUCUGGAAAGGACCGCAAUUUUGGCAGAUUCAUCAUCAGAACGCCAAGAUACGAUGGUAACCACUGACACAUGCUCCGAUUACAAAAUGAUUUCGGUCUUGCCUUCUUCUAAGCCGGGAAAGUGCUUCUUCUGCUCUAAAAACGAUGCAGAGCAUUUUGUGCCUGCUUGCGGAAUGUGGGGAAAAUGGACCUAUUGGCGAAUGAAUCAGCAGCACAACGUUUCAACAUCUUCAAAAAGAGCGGUCAUCUCGAAAGGCACAAUUGCUGUUUCGAUGUGCACGUCCUACUGCGAUCUUCAAAAUGCCAAGUCCCAGCUUGAGACUCGUGUUCAAGAUGAGAAAAAGAAGAGCGCUGAUCUCAUGAAAAAGCUUGCAGCAUGCGAAGGAUCCGAACAGAUACUGUCGCUGGAAAACGUCAGUUUAAAGGCAGAGCUUUGUGCAAUGGAGGAGAAACACGCGGCAGAUCUACGGCGACAGGAGGCGCAUCUCCAAGAGAAAAUGGAGGCUGUACAGAAAGAGGCGAAUCGGCUAGCCCACGAGCAUAAACUGCAGGUCAAAACUAGUGCAGCAGCCCACGCUGCUACAUUGCAAAAGCGACUUGCGAUUAGCGAGCUUCUCAUUCAGGAGGCUGAUAAUGGUGUCCAAAUUGCCAAUGAAGAAGCAGCAGAGUUGCGCUUGAGUCUUAAGCGGAGGGAAACGGACAUAGCUGAAUGGAGAACCAAAGCUAAUGAACUUACGAAACAGCUAUCGAGCAUGGAACUUCAGCUACAGCAUCAGUCACAGAGCAGACCAUCUCUACUUGUCGGUUCCUCAGCGUUGGAUUCCUUGCUCGCCUUUACGGCAAGUGAAGGGUCAGUGAAUGUUUCACCUCUGGCAUCGCUUCAUACGCUUCAGCCGAUUGGACGUCUACCAUAUGCACAAUCGCUGGAAAUUGAAGGCCUACGGGAGUCUAGCAGACAGUUGCAUGAAGACGUGGACUAUUCGAAACGAUGGCGACUUCUUCAGAGUUCUGAUCCGAGCAGAAGAGGCGGUACACAGUAA